Fraxinus pennsylvanica is the source of this 654-nucleotide messenger RNA. The record is from the annotation of a GenBank genome assembly. Lineage: Eukaryota; Viridiplantae; Streptophyta; Magnoliopsida; Lamiales; Oleaceae.
AUGAUGACUCUGAUGAUGAUCACGCUUAUUCAAAUAGAAAACCUUCUGGCUCACAAGUGCCUCUCAAGAAGAGAUUGGAUCCCACAGAAAGAGACAAUGACCGUAGUAGUCAGGGGAGGUCCUGGCAGUCGAUACUCCCCUGUAAAGAGAUCUCUCACUACGACUACUUCUAGUAGUCCAAGCCGGAGUGGAAGUGGGUCUCAUAGUGAUGAGGGAGAUUCAUUGGGGGAUGGUGGGAUGGCUGACAGUGGUGAUGAGAAGAUAUCCGAGUCCAAGACGCCAACAUUUGAGGAUAUUAGGGAAAUUGCGAAUCAAAGGUCAAAACUGGCAAAAUGGUUUAUGGAACCCUUUUUCGAUGAACUGAUUGUUGGUUGUUUCGUGAGGGUUGGAAUUGGGAAGUCGAGGAAGGGGCCUAUCUACAGACUCUGUAUGGUUCGCAAUGUUGAUGCCUCGGACCCUGUUAGGCAAUAUAAACUUGAUAAUGAAACCACAUACAAUUACCUGAAUGUGGUCUGGGGCAAUGAAAGCUCAGCUGCCAGGUGGCAGAUGGCAAUGAUUUCAGAUUCUCCGCCACUCAAGGAGUUUCAUCAAUGGGUUAGGGAGGUAGAACGCAGUGGUGAUCAUAUGCCUAGCAAACAGGAGGUGGUGGAAUAG